AGAGAAAAGGGAGGCACGUCUAAAGCAGAACACGCAAAGAAAAGAAACAAGGCCACGCACACACCAAGGGCCCCUUUGUGCAGCAGCAGCCUCACCGUCACACAAAGGCUGGUAUGCUGCCGGCCGGGACGGCAGGCACAAAGGUAAAACCUCAAAAGCACCGGUGACACGCCAAGUUGCCGCCAUAGAGCCAUGCCACAGCACAUCCUAGGCUCCUAGAUAGCUAAGAUUUAGAGGCAGUUUCCGUCACACAGUGCACGCAUCAUCUCAAGAACUUCAUCAAGAAAAGACAGACAAGAAUAAGGGCGAUCGAUCGAGCUGAGGUGAUCAAGGAAGACACAGGAGCUCGAGGAGCAGAGCGAUCAAGGCUUCGGCUGAAGGAAGCUAUGGUGUCCCGGGGGAAGGAGGAGGAGGCGGCGGCAGGGUGGGAAGGGGAGAAGGAGGGGGAGAUCGACUACGUGUUCAAGGUGGUGGUGGUGGGCGACUCGGCGGUGGGGAAGACGCAGCUGCUGGGGCGGUUCGCCAAGGACGAGUUCUUCCUCGACUCCAAGUCCACCAUCGGGGUCGAGUUCCAGACCCGCACCCUCACCCUCCACCGCAAGCGCGUCAAGGCCCAGAUCUGGGACACCGCCGGCCAGGAGAGGUACCGUGCCGUAACGAGCGCCUACUACCGCGGCGCGCUGGGCGCGAUGGUGGUGUACGACGUGACCCGGCGGUCGACGUUCGACCACGUGCCCCGGUGGGUGGAGGAGCUCCGCGCCCACGCCGACGGCUCCACCGUGGUCUCCCUCGUCGGCAACAAGGCCGACCUGGCGCCGGCGCACCGCCCGCGCGAGGUGACCACGGACGAGGCCGCGCAGCUGGCUGAGGAACAAGGGCUCUUCUUCUCGGAGGCGUCGGCGCUGACCGGGGACAACGUGGAGCGCGCCUUCAUGGCGCUCCUCGAGGAGGUCUUCGCCGUCGUCUCCCGCCGUGCGCUCCAGCUCGACGAGGCGCGGCGGGAGCGCCACGGCGGCGAUGGAGGUGGGGGCGGCGAGGUGCUGUCGCUGAAGGGAACCAGUGUGGAUUUGAACGACCCCAUCAUGGAGACCAGCGCCAUGAAGAAGAGCCCCUCCUCGCAGUGCGCCUGCUCGUGACCGACGACGUGAUGGACGACUAGCCGUUGGUUUCUUGUGUUCGUCCUGAUGGUGUUGCGAGACACUGCAGCUAAUUGUAAAGAUUAAUUGUUGUUCAUUGCAAAGAAUUUGCAGACA
Molecule: messenger RNA, 1253 nt
Organism: Lolium perenne
Lineage: Eukaryota; Viridiplantae; Streptophyta; Magnoliopsida; Poales; Poaceae
Product: ras-related protein Rab11A
Molecular function (GO): GTPase activity; GTP binding
Source: RefSeq, a predicted model, not a curated record